AUGUCUGCUUUCCCAACUUCCGAGGCACAACUCGUCGCCCUGUUCAUGCAAAGCGUUACAUACGGCAUUCAUGUCGUAAUUUUCGCCAUCUGCAUGUGGAAACUCGUCGAGAAGUUAAAGGGCAAACGAGGCUCGGUCAACUGGCCCUGGGCAUUCGUCGCAAUUGCCCUCUUCGUAAACGGAACGGUCGACGUGUCUUUCAAUCUAUACCACAACCUAUUGGCGUUUACCCUACGUGAUGGCACCGUGGAAGGCUUCGGUGAGCUCGCAUCAUGGAUCAGCGUCAUCAGAAUGUACCGUGCCUGGAUCAUUUGCGAUCGCCAGUGGGCCACCAUAUUGCCCACCAUCGUCCUUUGGUGCACGACAGUCGCGACUAUGAUAGCAUACCUGUACCGCAUGACCGUAACAGAAGAGGCAACGGUCACAGGCGAGGAGAAAAGGAUGGCUCCUAUGCUCGUCGUCAUCUACUCGACUACGCUCACCAAUAACUUCAUCUGCACGGGGAUGAUUGUGCGUCGUAUCUGGCAAGUCAGCAAGCGGAGUGCGCAAUUUUUCGUGUCGGGAAAUAGCCUGUCUCGCACCAACAGGAUCUUUGUCGAAUCUGCGCUUCUCUAUACUACCACCAUGGUGGUGCUCUUCAUAACAAUCCUUGUCGGUAACAACGCAUUGUAUGGUGUAUCUGAUGUCAGCUUGGAGCUUGCUGGCAUUGCUUUUGACCUCAUCAUCAUUCGCAUCAGCAGGGGCACCGCAACAGAGCUUACGGAGGAGUUUGUAGGGCAAAAAGGCAAAAAAAUACUCUUACUGGCCGUGCACCUUGUGAAGAAGUGGUAG
Postia placenta MAD-698-R-SB12 is the source of this 831-nucleotide messenger RNA. RefSeq lists its product as hypothetical. The record is from RefSeq and is a predicted model, not a curated record. NCBI's taxonomy places the organism in Eukaryota, Fungi, Basidiomycota, Agaricomycetes, Polyporales, Adustoporiaceae. The transcript has 5 exons. Bases 1 to 831 code for a protein of 276 amino acids.